AGCAGUUCUUUCUUCUUUCUUCUCUCUCAUUGAUGUUCACUGACUCACUCUUCACGUCACCGACUGAGAACAAAAAAUGGCGCAGCAGUUUGUUGAGACUAAAAUCAAAGGAGACAAAGUGGUGCUGUUCAUUAAGCCUCACUGUCCCUACUGCGUCACGGCUGAAGAGGUUUUAUCCAAAUAUCAGUUCAAACCGGGACACCUGGAGUCCAUUGACAUCAGUGGACGCAGCGACAUGAGCAGUCUUCAGGACUACUUUCUGGAACUGACCGGAGCUCGCACGGUGCCUCGCGUGUUCAUUGGCGAGGAGUGCAUCGGAGGCGGCAGUGAUGUGGCAGAGCUGCAUAAGAGUGGUAAACUGAAGAGCAGGCUGCAGUCUAUUGGAGCACUGCAGUGACCUGCUCCAACCUGUCCAGGCUUCUGGCCUCCAUGUGGGGGGGUCACAUGACUAUGCAGCGGGACUUGCGUAGUUUGCGCCGCCGCUGCUGAUACUCACUGAGUUCCUGCAGGUAGCCUCUCGACGGCCAGCGGAGCCUCUCCACCUGCUCACGCUCCUCCUCUGCAACACACACACACACACACACACACAAUAAUAUCAGUCGCUGCAUAAUCAAACCCUCACAUCUUGGACAGUUGCUAUGAAACAACCCACAACUCUUUUACACCAAGCGAAGAGCAACAGUGAUGUGUCCUUAAUCUGGCCUUUGACUUCACUAUUGCCUUUACAGGAGCCGUCCAAUGACCUUAGAUAAACCUGCGUGUAUGUGUAUGACAAUAAAAAGUGUUCAACCAGA
Solea senegalensis (Senegalese sole) is the source of this 794-nucleotide messenger RNA. RefSeq names its product glutaredoxin (thioltransferase) (gene glrx). The record is from RefSeq and is a predicted model, not a curated record. Lineage: Eukaryota; Metazoa; Chordata; Actinopteri; Pleuronectiformes; Soleidae. Bases 77 to 397 code for a protein of 106 amino acids. The transcript is spliced from 3 exons.